AGUGGAAGCCCACGAAUGAUCUCUAGAUAUUUAGCUGGCCAGCCACUGUUAGUUAGGUUGUUAGCAACCAUUAAUAUCUAUUAGUUAAAUAUAUAAUAUUGGUUAUUCCAAUAGCUCGACAAAUAACGUUGAAGUCCAGGCCAUUUGAAUUUAGAAUUCCGCGAAUGGACCGUGAACAAUAACGUUAAUAGCAGUACAUCAAGGCAAGGAUAAACGAGUAACGUUAACUGACUGGCAAGCAAGAAAAUAAGCUGAUCGAGGAGGAACAGUGGAGAAUGUGAAGGACAAUGGCGAACUUUGAAGCUUACCAGGAGUACCAGCGGAUUGAUGACUUUGAGGAGGACUCACCUCCCGGGGAGGAGGACCUAUUAGUGCAUGUGCCAGAGGGCCUGAGUGACUCAUGGCACCAUAUCAAGAAUCUGGACAACUUCUUUACAAGAAUCUAUCAGUUUCAUCAGAAAAAUGGCUUUGCUUGUAUGAUGUUAUCAGAGUUCUUUGAACUUUUUCAGUUCCUGUUUGUGGUCACUUUCACAACAUUCCUCUUCAACUGUGUGGAGUAUGAUAUACUGUUUGCCAACCGGGCAGUGAACCACACAGGACCUGGCCAGAACCCCCUGGACAGGAACAAGGUCUCUCUGCCUGAUGCCAUCCUACCAAGCCAGCAGUGCACUGAGAGGAUCCAGGAGAACAGUUGGAUCAUCUUCCUGCUCAUCAUGGCGACCAUCUUCUGGGUCUACCGGAUGAUCAAGGUCUUCUGCAACAUCCUCAGCUACUGGGAGAUACGCCAGUUCUACAUCAAAGCACUGAAGAUCAGCAUGGACGAGCUGUGUAACUUCACAUGGCAGGAGGUCCAGGACCGUCUGAUCAGCCUGCAGCGGGAGCAGCAGAUGUGUAUCCACAAGAAGGAGCUAACUGAGCUGGACAUCUACCACCGCAUCCUGCGAUUCAAGAACUACAUGGUGGCCAUGGUCAAUAAGUCACUGUUACCUGUACAGCUUCAGCUCCCCCUUCUGGGAAACCUGGUGUUCCUCACCCAGGGUCUCAAGUACAACUUUGAGCUGAUUCUCUUCUGGGGUCCGGGGUCGCUGUUCCAGAACAAAUGGAACCUGCACCCCAAGUACAAGCGAGCAGGGAACCGUCUGGAGCUAGCCCAGCAGCUGAGCCGGAUCAUUCUUCUACUUGGCGUGGCCAACCUGCUCCUCUGCCCCUUCAUCCUGGUGUGGCAGGUGCUCUACGCCUUCUUCAGCUACACCGAGAUCAUCAGGAGGGAGCCAGGGAGUCUGGGAGCACGCCGCUGGUCUAUGUUCGGCCGCCUCUACCUGCGCCACUUCAAUGAGCUGGACCACGAGCUGCACGGCAGGCUAGGCCGCGGCUACAAGCCCAUCUCCAAGUACAUGAACUCGUUCACCUCGCCGCUCCUCACCGUGCUGGCCAAGAACGUGGCGUUCUUCUCGGGCUCGGUGCUGGCCGUGCUCAUCGCACUGACCGUGUAUGAUGAGGAUGUCUUGACCGUGCAGCACAUCCUGACCGCCAUCACCGUGCUGGGAGUGGUUAUCACCAUCACCAGGUCCUUCAUCCCAGACGAACACAUGGUGUGGUGCCCGGAGCAGCUGCUGCAGUGUGUGCUUGCUCACAUCCACUACAUGCCAGACCACUGGAGGGGCAACGCCAACAAGAGCGAGACCCGGGACGAGGUGGCACAGCUGUUCCAGUACAAAGCGCUGUUUAUCCUGGAGGAGCUGCUGAGCCCCAUCGUCACGCCCUUCAUUCUCAUCUUCCUCCUGAGGAACAAGUCCCUGGACAUCAUCGACUUCUUCAGGAACUUCACUGUGGAGGUAGUUGGGGUCGGAGACAUCUGCUCCUUCGCACAGAUGGACAUCCGUCGUCAUGGAAACCCUCUGUGGAUGUCUGAGGGCCAGACGGAAGCGUCUGUGUACCAGCAGGCUGAGAACGGCAAGACUGAGCUGUCUCUGAUGCACUUCACCAUCAAGAACCCCCGUUGGCAGCCCCCCCAGGAGAGUUCAGUGUUCAUCAGCCAACUGAAGGAGAAGGUGCACCAGGACGCCCAGGGAGGACCCCCCACCCAGCUGCUGCUCUCUGAGGCCCCGCUCUGCUCCUCACUGCUCUCCAACGGGUCCGGCAAUGAACCUGACAACCUAUUGGCAAGUGUCCUGGCCCACCCUGUGCUGACCGCGUCAGGCCUACCAGGCCGAGACCGCCGCUUCGUUCCUCCCAGCACGGCUGCCUCUGCCGCCGCCAGCGUCCUGGCCUCUCUAUCCAGCUCCCACUCUCAGCUCCCCCACGCCAGCCGCUCCCGCUCACAUGUCCAUCUGCCUUCCACCGACCCCGACAGCACCAUGUACUGCAGUGACCGCACCAUCAUCGACAGCAUGUCAGGGAGUGAUUCUCGAAUGAAGAGCACUACAUUGCUAUCAGAGUUUGCCUCGGCUGAGAUGAGUCUCCAUGCUAUUUACAUGCAUGAGGUCCACCAACAGAACUCACUCCCCCACCAGAGGACAUUCGGCCAGUGGCAGAACCCAGUGCCAAUGAGAGAGCUAAGCAGCAACGCUGGUUCUCAGACGCACAGCGUCCACACCGCAGUCAGCCUGUCUAAUAUGCCCACCCCGCUGCGUCUGGGAGGUUGGACGGAGGAAGAGGAGGGGGAUGCAGAGGAAGAGGAAAUCCUCAACAGUGGGUCGACUCCUAAACAGGACUCUAGGAGUAGCUAUUGAAGUGCCUUAAAUAAAUGGUGUUUACACUUUCCUUUCUGGAUGAACAUUGUGGCCUUAGAUGAUCUUUUUGGAGUAUAGGAUAGAUAGGACCUUUAUGACGUCAUACAGCACAGGCAGCUGGGGAACUCAUUGGAUAACCACCCUCCAACCACUCUCCAUGCCUCUCCUCCUAUCACAUCAGGAGGUUUUGUCGUCAGGGAAACCAAAUGUCUUCCGUCCCUCUCCAUGUCAUUUUUUUUGUUAUAGAAUGUAUUUACAUCGCUCAUAGAGGUGUGUGUGUGUGUGUGUGUGUGUGUGUGUGUGUGUGUGCGUGCGCGCGCUUUGGGACUCUGGGAAAGAGUGGCAUGCACAGCUAGGACACUUGCAAGGCAGGCUUGAGCAUGGUACACAGCAAAACCUGUCACACUUUUGUUGCAUAUUCAUGUUUUUUUUAUAUAUAUAUAUAUACAAGUUUGAUUUGUGCAUUUGGGAGGUUUACAAUAUGGGUCUGGGUUCACUUUCUCAUGGUGGAAAUGGUGUCUUUCUUGGUGCUGAAGAGACUAUGGAGUGAAGGUGUAUCAUACUAGCUGCCUGACCAUGUUCACUAUAUGAGGAAUGUUAAGUGCAAAAUUCUACAUUGGCAUAUUUGGCCCUUACUUAUUGCUUGACAUUUGUAAAUACACUUUAGCGUCUUACCUCUAUAUGAAUAUUUAAGUUUUGUUGUUUUUAGUCCUUGGGGCAGUUUUAAUCCUUGGGGAAGAUGGAAAAGUACUGAAAACAGUGACAUGAAGCAGGCUGCAACUAUAUACUACUGCUACUACAGAUAGGCCCCCACUAGAAAAUAUGACAAAAGCCUACAGAUGCGCUAGAUUAAUUAACCACAAUUGUAAACAGGAUAAAAUCUAAUUAAAAGCUGCUGUCUGAUUUAAAUGGGCCCACUAUUAUUAUCUUUCUUUAAUAUCCUGGGUGACUCUAAGACAGGAUUCAACAUAUAAUAACUUGAUUAUUUUGUAUCAAAGUAUCUUCCAUGUACAGUCUCCACUGGCAACAGGGGUGUUAUACUUGACAAAGGUACAUACAUCAAGAUGACAUAUUUGCAGAGGCAGUAACUACAUUGUUGUGGGUAGCUAUGAGAAUAAGCUAUGGAGGGUUGCAUAUUAUGUACAGUAAAUCAAGAAGUGUUGUUGUAUACAUUGAUUUUGCAUGUAGUGUUCAACAUUUAGUUUACAAAACACUUUCCCCUAUGUACACACAAGUGAACUUCAUUAUUAUUUUGCAAUUACAGCAAUCAGAUCUUGAGGGUUAAACCUGUUGGUUUUCUGUUCUACCUGAUAGUUAAUUGCGCUCACUUGGUGUCCACAGUCUAAAUUAGUCCCUGAUUAGAGGGUACAAUGAAAAAAAUGCAGUGGAACUAACUUCGAAAUCCAGAGUUGAGAUUGAGGGGUAUAGAGGAUGAUGUGAGCUGGCCAAUCAGCGGUCUACUCACAUGAAUAUUUUUAAUGACCGGUAUAUACCCACACCAUUCUGUUUUUGGGGUAUGCCCACACCAUUCUGUUGUUGAGGUAUGCCCACACCAUUCCAACACAGAAUAGCAUUCUUUUUAUAAAAAUAAUUUUACAUUCUUCAUUCAAAAACUGUGGAAGGAAAACAACUAUUUCUCUCAUAUUGUAAUUCAUUAUAUGUCAUAUUUCAUAGAAAUCUGUUAACUGGACAGUUACUUUAAUAUAUUUCAUUUAGUAUUUAUUGUUGAAAAAUAAUCUUUAUAGUAAAUACAUUCAUACCAAAUAUGAUUGGGAUCUAAUGUUAAUAACGGAAUGUCUUAACAGAAAUCUUGAAGGCACCCAUGUAAAUCUAACUUGUUUUCCUUAAUGUAUGUCUCAUACAACAUUGAACAAAACUGAUUUUAAAAAAUAUAUAUAUUUUUGUUGAAUUGCCUUUGACAAAACAUAUUUGCAUAUGCAACUUUGAAAUGAAACAAUCCUUCAUGUUGCUGGUUUCAUCAGUACAGUACAACUCAAAGGAGAGCACAUGUAAAAUGCUGAAUUCCCUAGAAAUACGUGGCAUGAUGUAUCAUUGGUACUGUAGCCAGAACAGUUUAUUGAAACAUUAUACUAAAGCUCCAUUACUGCUACAAUAACCUAGUCCACACCUAUAUGUAUAUCUCUGUAUCCUCCACAACAUUUUAGUCAUUUAGCAGCUGCUCUUAUCCAGAGUGACUUACAGUAGUGAGUGUAUACAUUUUUGUUUUGGUCCCCCGGUGGGAAUCAAAACCACAACCCUGGCGUUGCAAGCACCAUGCUCUACCAACUGAGCCAAACAGGACCACUAUUGUAAGACUAGAGAGUAUAUGUGUUUGACAACUUUUUCCCUUCAUUUAGUUUUUUUCAUUUGUGUUUUGAAGUGGUGUGGAUGGAAACAUCAACCUAUCUAUGCUAAGCUAACGUUGACUCAAGUUUUGCACUGAUUGAAAAUAAAAAUGAUAUUGCUAGAGACCUGCAUCAAACUAUAUUUUCGAUCAAGCCGAGGUCUCAAAGGAACAGUGAGUGGAACUCCCUUCCUGAAUGGCCUCUCUCACUAUAUAUAAUAACCAUAUGUAGGAUUGUUAUCAUCCAUACCGUGGGCCUAUCACAGACCUGGUUGUUGUUACCUCUGGUCAGCAAAAGUUCACCAAUUAGUGGGGAAUGUCUGUCAAUGUUUUAAGUAACAUUAUAGGCCUAGUCAAUGCCACAUAUGGUAUUGCUGUUGGUGUUCCAUUUGUUUUACUGAUGUAAUGAGUUUUAGGGGAGACGUGGUAGUUCAUGAGUCUUGCUAGAUUGCACUGCCUCUCCCUAUCUUUUUUUAUUUGAUUAUUUUUCUUUAUUUUGAGCAGUGCCUUAGGGUUAGCUUUAGUUCUUAUUAGAAACCAUUGAAACCGUCAGAGCUCAUUUUACUUUGUAUUUUAGCAGCACAUAAUGUACAGUAUUUCUUUUGGCAGGACUGUCAUGUUUUGGCACCAAGUAUACAGUGGGACUUGUAUUCUAAUAUUGUUGAUGAGUCCUGAGUAACAUGAACUACAACAGACUGAUAUUUGACAUCAAAGUAGUCAAAUCACUUUCACCUGAUGACAGAAUUAAUCUGAUCAAAGUGUUUUGUUCUGUACUGUCUGCCUCCCCAGUCCAAAAUAAUCAGUUGGGGAGGGGAAAUGUUCUAUACCCUUUUCAUUUAUGUUUAAUUAUUAUUUUAUUCCAUCCUUGAGGCUCCCCAUUCAAUAUCAUUGCUUCUUAUCCACUACAAACCAGUCCCCCCCCCCAAAAAAAAAAACAUGUUGACUGGUACAAGGUGCUACGUUUUCUUAGUGUUGAAUAGAUUUUGAGCCAUCUAUUCUUUGUUGCUUGGGUUUGUUCUUUUUGUUUGUUUUGUUUAAUUUAAGAAACACUAGCUGAGAAUGAACAAUGCCAAAAUAACUUGUUUUCAGCAAAGCUUUAUCAUACACAUUUUAUUUGUUUUCUGUAACUGAAUAGGCAAAGGAAUUCUUAUUGUGUGUAUUUAAUCAUUGAAGUGUGUCCCAAGAUCUAAUGUACUUGAUUUGAAAUAAAACAUGUAAUAUACA
This is a messenger RNA of Oncorhynchus keta (chum salmon), 6300 nucleotides long. Its product is annotated as autophagy-related protein 9A-like. The record is from RefSeq and is a predicted model, not a curated record. The transcript is spliced from 15 exons. The coding region runs from base 288 to 2732 and encodes 814 amino acids. Gene Ontology annotation, biological process: autophagy of mitochondrion; protein localization to phagophore assembly site. Gene Ontology annotation, cellular component: autophagosome; phagophore assembly site. NCBI's taxonomy places the organism in Eukaryota, Metazoa, Chordata, Actinopteri, Salmoniformes, Salmonidae.